AUGGGUGUGAGGCAGAGCAAGCGGUUACAGUGGGCAGUGGGGAAUGCAGAAUUUGAGGAAUUACAAACUGCAAGAAGUAAACUGCAUGCACCAGUGAUCUUAAUGGUUCUCAUCAUGCAAGACAAAAGUGGCAUUUGCUGUUACCACCGACUUCAAUCACCAAUCUGGCAACUGUCCAGUUAUUUGGCUCUAGAUAUGUUCAUAUUAACUACUUUUGUAGUACAGCAAACCAAACUACAACACAUUGCAUACAUUGUAUUUGGUCUUUGUCAGUUUAUUUAG
Gryllus bimaculatus (two-spotted cricket) is the source of this 282-nucleotide messenger RNA. The record is from the annotation of a GenBank genome assembly. Lineage: Eukaryota; Metazoa; Arthropoda; Insecta; Orthoptera; Gryllidae.